AUGCGCCAUUCCCGCUCGUUAGCAGUGCUGGCGGAUGUUGCUAAAUUCAAAUGUGAAGAAAGUGGUCGAAAGGAACCUUCUUUGAACGCGUGCGCGUGUAUUGGUAGUACUACCUCGUGUUGCGCGCACCUCGGGUGGGCUCUAACAGGCUCCAUUGGCGAACGGACCGUGACGCCGCGCUUGAAGACCGCAUGCUGGUCAAGCGAAAGCUAA
Molecule: messenger RNA, 213 nt
Organism: Baudoinia panamericana UAMH 10762
Lineage: Eukaryota; Fungi; Ascomycota; Dothideomycetes; Mycosphaerellales; Teratosphaeriaceae
Exons: 1
Coding region: 1-213 (70 amino acids)
Source: RefSeq, a predicted model, not a curated record